AGCCAAGUCUUUCAGUUCUACAUCUACAUUCGAUUGCCUCUACUGCAUCGAAGGAAGAUUUUCGGUCAUUUGAACAUUCGUUCAUUUGCUACCAUUUCAUUUUUUCUGCUAAAUUACUGAUAUUUUAUGUUUUACUAACAUAAGCCUUUGAAUUGAAAGUUAAGAGUUUGUCCGGAACAGUCGAAGAAUUUUGAAAACGUCAUAUGUUUCGGUUUCAUUAGAUAUCAUGCAGAAAUUCGAUCACCCCCACAUCAUAAAGCUGAUAGGAGUGUGUUCCGACUCGCCCGUAUGGAUCAUCAUGGAGCUAGCCAAGCUGGGCGAACUAAGGGCAUAUCUGCAAAAUAAUAAGCACAUCUUGGACCUCGCCACAUUGUUGCUGUACGCAUUACAGCUGUCUACCGCUUUGAGCUACUUAUAAAUUUUUUUGUUUCGGGGGCCCCCCGCGCGUGGCGUCCUAGUGUCCCCCCUAUGCGUCAAACUCGCUGAUUUCGGUCUGUCACGGUGGAUGGGCGAGGACCAGAGUUACUACAAGGCCUCUAAGGGUAAACUGCCCAUCAAAUGGAUGAGCCCGGAGAGUAUCAACUUUAGGCGGUUCACGACCGCCAGCGAUGUGUGGAUGUUCGGUGUGUGCAUGUGGGAAAUCUUAAUGUUAGGCGUAAAACCAUUCAAAGGCGUGAAGAACAACGACGUGAUCGGAAAGAUCGAGAACGGGGAGCGACUGGCGUUGCCGCCAGAUUGCCCGCCCCGCCUCUACUCGCUGAUGUCGCAGUGUUGGGCGUACGAGCCGAGCAAACGGCCAAGUUUCAAGGACAUCAAAGAGAUUUUGCAGGAGAUCCUGGUGGAGGAGAAGCGGGCGCAGCAAGAGUGCUCGCGGCGAGAGACGAGGAGGGCGGCGGCGAUGUCGUGGGGACCCGCAAAUGAGUGUUGCCCCUCGCCGAAGCCUAGCAGGCAUCCCAUGCAAGCGCUCGACGCGUCGUUGCUGUCGUCUUCGCUGGACGCUGCGUCGGACCCGGUGCCGCAGACGUACAUCAUCGCGCAGAAUCCCGAGGUGCUCGCGCAUCUGAUGCGCGAGAACGAAAACAGGGGCGUGACGCCGGCCAUGUACACCGUUCCCGCAUCGGUAUUUAACACGCCGGCUUCCCUCUACGGCGAUCAGCUGCUCGAAAAUCUCCAGUACCAACCGUCGAGCCACUUCAGUCACCAGGUGCUCGAGCAGAGGCUACGGCAGCAACAGCUUGAAUCCGAAGAAGACUCUAGGUGGCUCGCCGAAUCGAAAACGAAUUUGGUAAGGGUUAGCGCACGGGUUUCAACGUUUCUCGUCGCAGAAAAAAUUGACCGUCGUUGGCCCUCUCAACGAAACGAUCUCGUGCCUAGAAAACACUCAUCAGUCAUCCCUUCCCGCGAGCCCGUCGAAUUGCUCCGAGCACCAGCGGUCCGGGGACGGCGUGGUGGGCGUUGCCGCGGGCAACAGAGCGGCACCGCCUCGCUCUCGAGCAGCAAAAGCCAUUCGCCUGUGGGCUCGUUGACAAACACGAUGACAUUAAGCGGACAGCAGAGCGGAUCCGAUUUCGGCAGCGACUCUGAAAGAUCCAAGGAUGUUCAUCACGUGACAGCCAUACCGGAUAGAACCCACGAUCGGGUGUACGAGUGCACGACAGACGUAGUGAGGGCUGUCAUGUCGCUGUCGCAGGGUGUGCAGCAAUCACACGCAGACCAGUACCUCGACUUGGUGAAGAAGGUGGGACUAGAGUUGCGGUCGCUUCUGGCCAGCGUCGACGACAUAGUUGGGGCGUUCCCGUGCGCCGCGCAGAGAGAGGUCGAGAUGGCGCACAAGGUGCUAUCCAAAGAUAUGGCUGAGUUGGUUGGUGCGAUGAAACUCGCUCACCAGUACAGUCGAACGACUCUGGAUGCGGAAUAUAGAAAGGGCAUGUUGGGGGCGGCCCACGUGCUCGCGAUGGACUCGAAGAACCUGCUCGACGUCGUAGACACGAUACGCACGCGCUACCCGCAGAUUUGCCGACAAAUUCGCGACGACUCGGACAAGUUCGUUGCCGACGUGGGCGGGCGCGUGCAUUCGACCGAGUCUUUGGAGAAGCAGGACGCGGAGAAAGUUCAGCAAGUAAUGUUAGACGGUCGCUCCGAAUCCAUGUCGCCGACGCCAGUCGCAUGCACUUUCGUCACGGCUCGCGCGUUUCCCAACUCUAUCGGUUCGUCGCCGUCCUCAUCGAGCAUAGGCGCGAAACAAGUCGACAGUUAGUCC
Molecule: messenger RNA, 2260 nt
Organism: Cylas formicarius (sweet potato weevil)
Lineage: Eukaryota; Metazoa; Arthropoda; Insecta; Coleoptera; Brentidae
Product: focal adhesion kinase 1-like
Exons: 9
Biological process (GO): signal complex assembly; protein phosphorylation
Cellular component (GO): focal adhesion
Molecular function (GO): protein tyrosine kinase activity; ATP binding
Source: RefSeq, a predicted model, not a curated record